GUGGGGAUUUGAAAUGAUGACUCAUGAUGUAAUUGACUGCUGAUGACUAGGCUACAAACAUUCUGACAGACACACACAAACACACACUUCCUCACAACAACCAUCAAAGAAAGCCAGACUGGAGGACAAGACUGGGCCAAAUGUGAUUAAAAAGAUAACUGCCGCGGUCCUCGUUCUCGAAAACCCAGACAUAUUGUUUUCGUGCUCUGCACCGGGGAGAGGCUACACCGCAUUGGUGGUGUAAGACUGUUAUGGAAGCCACAUGCCCCGGUACCUCUCUUUCUCGCCUCGGAUCUCCGCUGACAGUAACGGCGCAGUCCACUAUCAAUUUGCACUAAAUACAGUGAGAGUGAACUUGUAAAACGGGAAGACAUGAGAGGCCAACCGCGGCUGUCCCUGGUCGCCUUCUCGGCAGUGCUUCUCUGUCUGUGUCGCGCAACAAUCGCAGUUUCCAACCAGACACGCGGCGGCCGCGAUGCGCAAUUACCAUCAGCGUCAGCAUCUUCAUCAGACGAGGGAAGCGAGAAGGACGUGGAUGUCUCCCCAAACUCUGGCCAACACCAUAACUACGGUAUUGAUUAUUUCAGUAAGAAUGAAACUAUGAGCAUACCAAAGCUGGAGGGGGACCUCAGCUAUAGGAAUGGCACUUCAUCCAUCAACACCAGCAGAGGCAAUACAGGAACCACCGUGAUAUCUGGCAGGCCAGACCAUGUGCAAGGUGAAACAAGGUGGGUCAUGGCCAUGGAGGGAGAAGUGGCACCAAUAUGUGCCUACCGGGUAACAGAGGGGGGAAUCGGGGGGCGGUUGUGUUUUCGACACACACAGCAGGGGUUCAGGUGUCAUCAUGGAGACUGCCGGACUGUUCCGUCUCCAGGAGGGUCCCUGGUGGCCAACGUUCUGACCAAUGGUAGUGUGCUGCUACAGUGGACAUACGAAGGUCUGAGGGGAGAGGCUCAAGGGACAACCAAAGGAAACACAGCUAGACAUGACCUAGAUAAACAAGAGACAGAGACUAGAGGAACAAGUGUAGAGGGACAGAAAGGGGCCCCUAGGACAGGGCUUGGGGUAGAGAGCAGGAUUUUGAUUGCACCACCAAAGAGGGUAUUCAGUGGACGACGGGUCAGAAGAGGUGGGUUUGCGCUGAGCUGCUGGUGGAAUGGGAGCUACACCCAGUUUGAGUGCGCUGGUCUUCAUCUUGGCUCCGGUUGCAGGGACUUCCUGCUGACUGAGCUCCAUGAGAAUGUCCCUUACCGCAUCUGCCUACAUCCGCUGGCCUCCACCCUGACCCCACCGCCCCACUCAGGAGGAGCAGGCCAAAGACAGGACCUGGGAGACUGCUUGGAGUUCACUGUCUCACCAUUGGGCAUGCAGGACAUUGUGAUCGCCAUGACAACAGUGGGAGGAGCCAUCUGUGUGAUGCUGGUCAUCAUCUGCCUGUUGGUGGCAUACAUCACUGAGAACAUCAUGAGCCCCACGACACAGCACUCACACUCCACAUACCACACACACUCUCACCACUAAUGUCACUCACGCACGCACGCACACACACACACACACACACACACACACACACACACACACACACACACACACACACACACACACACACACACACACGGGCACACACUUGUAUCCUUGUUAAGCAAUAUCACACAAAUUUAUUUUACAUCUAAAUCAAUACACUAAAAACACAUGUAUGUAACAUACUGUGAUUGAACAACCACACACACAUAAUAGAAAUCUCACACAGAUUCAGGGCAUCGCACCUUACACACGACUAAAAUACAUCAUACCUGUGCAAGCUUGUGGAAAAACGAUGAACUAAGCCUCAGAAUAGACCACCACACUUUCAAAUACUAUUAAAUACUUUUCAAAUGAUAGGGCUCAGAUAAUUACAUCUCUGUUUGUGUGUGCAUAUUUUCCUCUCAUGUGUAUUUAUCUCAUUAGCCUUUCUGCUAGUAAUCAACGUGUGCUGUGUUAGAGAUAGUAAGAUGGUAGUCGGUAGGCCUACCUAAGAGUGAAACAUUGUCUACAGUUGAGCAGAGGAAAAACAAAUGUGUGCCAACCAGUAUUUCUAAAGAUGUCUCUAUUUUUUUGGAGCCCAGUUAUAGAUUGGUUAUGAUUACCUCUGUUAAGUGCCAAAUAAUAAGUGCAAGCACAGUAGGUAAUUUAAUUAGUGCUUUCUUCAUUUUUACCUCAGAGUUGAUUCAUUUAAUUAAUGUCAACAAUUAACCCCCAGGCAGCCAAGAAUGAUUCCUAUUGCCAUAUCUUGUCAUGGCUGUAGGGAUGGCUGUAUGUCAUAGACCUUAAACAGGCUGGUCUGCUCUGCAGUCUGCCAAAUACUGUACCAAACCUCUAUUUUAGGAGGCUCCGUGGAAUCAAUAAAACACACCGAAUAUGUGUGUAUGUGUACCCAUGUACAGAAAAAUAUUAUUAAUAUUUGUAUCUAUCCGUCCAUCCAUCCAUCGUACAAA
Molecule: messenger RNA, 2474 nt
Organism: Oncorhynchus masou masou (cherry salmon)
Lineage: Eukaryota; Metazoa; Chordata; Actinopteri; Salmoniformes; Salmonidae
Gene: fndc10
Product: fibronectin type III domain containing 10
Exons: 2
Coding region: 373-1521 (382 amino acids)
Source: RefSeq, a predicted model, not a curated record